This is a messenger RNA of Zophobas morio, 2752 nucleotides long. Its product is annotated as UNC93-like protein. Bases 484 to 2148 code for a protein of 554 amino acids. Gene Ontology annotation, molecular function: potassium channel regulator activity. Gene Ontology annotation, biological process: regulation of potassium ion transport; regulation of muscle contraction. NCBI's taxonomy places the organism in Eukaryota, Metazoa, Arthropoda, Insecta, Coleoptera, Tenebrionidae. Gene Ontology annotation, cellular component: plasma membrane; striated muscle dense body. The record is from RefSeq and is a predicted model, not a curated record. The transcript has 6 exons.
CGAAGGCGGUCCGCGUAAGGAUCUCCGAACUCGCUCCUGCACCUAUCAGACGUCACCUCCAGCAGCUUCCAGCCGGCACGUGAACCAUCUCCGUAAAAGCUGGUCCUGGGGGAAAGGUGUCGCAGUUCCAAGUCCGGUCGGUGAGCCAGUACACACCUAGCUCUUGUUCGCGGUGCAUGUGGCGGCGGUAACGCGAAGCUAACCAGUUCCAACCGGCUCUCCAGCGACAUAUUGGAACCGAUUUCCCCGCGAGAACGACCAGCUCCAAAACUGGGGCGCAUCCACACGAGAGCCUUUAACAUAAGUGUGUGUGAUUUUUCCGCGGUGGUUUGCAGAGACCUCGACGAGCCGAAGCGCACCAGGAGCUCUCCGGGACGGCGCCGGACACUCCGGGACUUGGAUCACCCUAGCGAACUGCUGCGCCGCGACGGCGGUUGAUUUUCUUCAGAACUUCGAAUCGAGGAGGGCGACCGCGGCCGCGAGAUGACCGCGUCCCUCGACAACAACACUGGUGGCGACCAAAGAGACGGCGCCAACAAGGGCGCCGACGAUGUGUACACCGUAUCGGUGACCGGCGGCUACGACAACAAGGGCUUCAAGGGUGACGGCGACAAUGGCUGGCCAGGCAAACCCCCACGGGAGAUCACCGACGAGGAGGCCUCCUCGCAGGGCAAAUUCAAAAUGUCCACGAAGGAAAAGUGGCGGAUACUCAAGAACGUCUCCCUCAUCUCCUGCGCCUUCAUGAUCCAGUUCACGGCCUUCCAGGGUACGGCCAACCUGCAGAGCAGUAUCAACGCCAAAGACGGGCUAGGGACUGUUUCGCUGAGCGCGAUCUACGCCGCUCUCGUAGUUAGUUGUAUUUUCGUUCCCACGUUCCUCAUCAAGAGGCUCACGGUUAAGUGGACCCUUUGCGUUUCGCUCUUGUGCUACGCGCCCUACAUCGGAUCGCAGUUCUACCCAAGGUUCUACACGCUGGUGCCCGCCGGCGUGCUGCUGGGCAUCGGCGCCGCGCCUAUGUGGGCUUCCAAGGCCACCUACCUCACCCAGGUCGCGGGGGUCUACGCCAAGCUCACCGACCAGGCCGUGGACGGGAUCAUCGUCCGCUUCUUCGGGUUCUUCUUCCUUGCCUGGCAGACCUCUGAGCUCUGGGGCAAUCUGAUUUCCUCGCUAGUCCUCAGCAACCCUCAUGGAAGCGGCGGCGGUUUGAGCUUGAACGACACAUUCGACGGCUGUGGUGCAAACUUUUGCACGCAAAUGAGUUCCAGUAACGACAAUCUAGCUCGACCAGACGACAUAGAAAUUUACGAAAUCUCAGGGAUUUACUUGGCCUGCAUUUUCGCAGCGGUGCUGCUUAUCGCCACGACUGUGGAUCCUCUAUCAAGAUAUGGCGAGAAAAGGCGAUCCAGCAGCGGCCAGGCCGAGAUGACCCCCAUCCAACUCCUCUCGGCCACGGCUUACCAGAUGAAGAAACCCUACCAGCAGUUGCUCAUUCCCAUCACAAUAUGGAUCGGCAUGGAGCAAGCCUUCAUCGGCGCCGACUUCACCCAGGCCUUCGUGUCCUGCGCCUUGGGGAUCCCCUCAGUAGGCUACGUGAUGAUCUGCUUCGGCGUUGUCAACGCCAUCUGUUGCCUGCUCUUCGGCUCGGUGAUGAAGUACAUCGGGAGGGCGCCCAUCAUGGCUCUGGGCUGCCUGGUACACACGGGCCUGCAAGUAUGGCUGCUGCUGUGGCGGCCGCACCCAUCCAACCCCAUCAUCUUCUUCGUGGCGGCGGGUAUGUGGGGCGUCGGGGACGCCGUGUGGCAGACGCAAGUCAAUGGUCUCUACGGUACCCUCUUCCGAAGGAACAAAGAACCAGCCUUCUCCAACUACCGUCUAUGGGAGAGCGCCGGUUUCGUCAUCGCCUACGCCUACUCCACCCACUUGUGCGCCCGCAUGAAGCUCUACGUCCAGCUCACCAUCCUCCUGGUGGGCUUCUUCAUGUACACCAUCGUCGAAAUCCACCACAUGCGUAAAAUCAGACGGCAGAAGGAGAAGGAGAAGAGGGCCGCCGCCAUGGAGGCCGCCAACAAGACCGCCAUCCAAGAGCCGGAGGAAACCGACGAUGAAAAAGACGAUAUUGACGAUGACAUUAUUGUUACACAUUUGUAAAAAAUCCCUCGAGUGCAAGCGCUUCGGGACCAGUGCACAUAUUACGUCAUUUUUUAUUGUCAAAAAAUGCAGUAGUAGAUCAGUAUUGUCCAUUUCAUCUGGCAUAAGUUACACUUAUUGUAUAUAAAGUUUAACAAAGCUAUACGUAUUUAUGAGACUUAAGAUUAGCGGUUUUUGUUCUCGAUUUAUCAUUGCAUCUGUGAUGGUGAAGCAAAAAACCUUGCCUUAAAUUUUCGGAUACGGCUCUGGCUUUAUUCAUAAACAACGCGAUCUUCCCAGGAUAAUUACGUCGAUUGUGUUUUAGCCUUGAACAAUGUCAUUUUAGGAUUUUUUUAUAUUUCAAGUGCCAUUACAAGAAAACGUUUGAUUUGUUUAUGAAUACGGCGACAAAUUUCACAGUGCGUUCUUGUUCUGAGAAUUCUGCAGUUAUUAUACAUAUUUACUCAAUGCUUUUUACGCAUAAGCAAAACCGAAAAUUUUAUUUCGUGGUUUUGUUGUUAGUUUAUUUAUAUUAUUUUAUUUUCCUGAUAAUUAUAGAUAAUUGUGUACAGUAUAGUUUAUAAAUAUUUAGGUGUUACUUGUAAUGAUCAUAGAUUUUAAAACG